AUGUCUUUUAAACUUUAUUCAGAGGAGCCUGUAACAGAGGGAGAAAAUGUACCUACUUCUUCAGAGUUCGAAUUUGGUUCCAUCGACACGCCAUUAGGGGUACAAUAUAGAAAAAAUUGCGACUUUUAUAUCGACGAAUUCGAAGGCACAAGAUUGAUAAUAGAUGAAGACUAUUUUACACCCACUAUGAUGCAACAUUAUAGACAAGAGAAGGAUGAAAGACGCAAAAGUUUUCCUGCCAGGAUAGAUACGCCCGGUUUUCUUUAUUCAGAUAUACCGCAACCGUCUACAAACAACAAUUUAGUUAGUGACGCACCACUCGUACGAACACUCAAUUCUCCUAGAUCAAACCCUGAUCUCACUUUCCAAAAAAUUUACGCUCCAUCGCGUCCUACAAAUACGGGUUCAAACCUAUCUUUGAGAUCAUCGGAUCCACGACGUCUUUCCAACACAUUCCUGGAACCGAUAAUAGCAAGUCCAACAAAUAUAGACGGGCGCGAAACUCAAUUUUCAACAUCAUCCAUGACAACAGCUAGACCUAAUGUAACAUUGGUGCAACCAUUUAAGUCACCAUCUUUAUCUUCCUCGCCAGUGAACCAUGAGAACUUGUCAUCACCGGUAUACUUUGAUCGCACAUCCACUUCACCAUUACCUAGAUCACCAUCGCAACAAUCUCUUCAACAACGAAACGUUUAUCAGUCAUCAACGAGACCCCUGCCCAUCAAUGGCGGUAUGUCAUCUUCAGAGAGGUCCGCUUCAUCUGCUGGAAGUCCAGGGAUUCCAAAAUUUUCUUCGAGUUUUAAUCAUUACAAAUACGAAAGAUCUGGUAGUGUUUCUAGUCGAAGGCGUUCCCGGUCGAGUUUGACGAAUAGAAGUGAUGGUUCAUCGGGAUCCUUUAAUUCGUCCUUCUUCGCAUCACUGGAACCGGAAGAUGAUAUCGGCGAAUUUGUACAAAUGGUGGAGACUCUGGAACCUCUGAAAAUGUUUAGUAGAAACCAAACAGGACUAGAUGAUACAAACGAUCUAGGGCGUAACCUAUCAGGAUCAUUAUAUCGAACUCAGCAACAGUUUAGUCGUUUACAAAAAUUUAAAGAAGCGCACAAUAAUUUACCAGACUCGAUGACUUCAUUUGGUUUGCAGCUCAUCCCCCAGCAACUCGAUUCACCUAGUGGACUAGGACUUGGUACUUCAAGUGGAUCUAUAUCUUCCUCUUCAACGAUGUCGUCCAUCAGCAGAUCUCUGACUCACCUGCCUAACGUACCAUCGCGUCUUUCCGAAAAGGUUAAUACCGAACGGCCUCAGCCGGUUCGAAUACCUCAAACAAAAACAUUAGAGUUUCGUUCACAUAGGCCCAGGAGUACAAGUAUUACCUCCAAUGGUAGCAUCGGUAAAGGAAACGAUGAGAACAUGAUGCAGUCUGAUCAUGCUAUUAUGGAUGCUUAUUCCAAUUUGUCAUCUCAAGUUGGUGUCCAGCAACAGCGUGAUUUGUUAUUUAAAGAAUCCAAUUCUGGUGUUGGAGAUUCUAUUGAAAACCCCGAAAGAAAUAAUGACAUUUUAGGUGGAUUUAGGACGAGCUCUGCAACAGGCUUAAAUAUAAAAAAAAACGUACUUGAAAAUGAAUUAAUCAAGGAAUUUGAAGAUCUCACAAUAAAAGAUAUCACUAGUAGAGCUGAUAUUAUUACAGGAUCAUCUGUACCAGGUAUUCAUCAAGCGAAGAAUUUCAGUGGUGUGAAUGAUUUUCAUGAUCAGAACCUGAAUUGUUAUCAUAGUAUCCCUUUGGAUCAUCACGGUAGAGUUACUGUGGAUGCACCUGUAGGUGUUGAUGAGGUUGAUAAUAACAA
Acaulospora colombiana is the source of this 1841-nucleotide messenger RNA. NCBI's taxonomy places the organism in Eukaryota, Fungi, Glomeromycota, Glomeromycetes, Diversisporales, Acaulosporaceae. The record is from the annotation of a GenBank genome assembly.